Messenger RNA from Cotesia glomerata, 801 nucleotides. RefSeq names its product cytochrome b5-like. The record is from RefSeq and is a predicted model, not a curated record. Gene Ontology annotation, molecular function: heme binding. The transcript is spliced from 2 exons. NCBI's taxonomy places the organism in Eukaryota, Metazoa, Arthropoda, Insecta, Hymenoptera, Braconidae. Gene Ontology annotation, cellular component: intracellular membrane-bounded organelle; membrane. Bases 376 to 774 code for a protein of 132 amino acids.
UAUCGUCAAGUAACGUCAUUCAGUGUAUUAAUAAUUUUUACAGUGGAUUUAUUAUAUUUAUAAUAAAUAAAUUAUCUUUAUAAGAUACUUUUGUUAUUACUUUGGUUUAUAUAAUUAUUUUUGUAAUUUACUUCUAACUACCGCUGACGUCUCGUCUUGGUAAUCAUUGGUGAGUGAAAAAAUUUAACAGGGAUAGGAAUAAGGAAACAGUGAGAUGAGGGUUGAUGUUGAUGAAUAUUCAUAAAACGUAAUUUUGCGUUAAAAAUAUAAAAUAGAAGUUUUUUAAAUCACGUGCCUCCAGACACUAGUUAGAGAAAGAGAGCACGAGUUAGAGACAAGACUCUUGAAACUAAGUAGAGAUAAUUCAAUUAAAAAAUGACGGAACUGAAACAAUUUACAAGAGCCGAAAUAACUGAGGCAGACCGAAAAUUAACGAGGGUAAUAAUCCACGAUAAAGUUUACGAUGUCACCCCGUUCCUGAACGAACACCCGGGAGGAGAAGAAGUUCUUCUUGACCACAAAAGUGUCGACGCAUCUGAGGACUUUGAUGACGUCGGGCACUCGGCAGAUGCCCAAGAAUUGAUGAAGAAAUAUAUGAUUGGCGAAAUAGUCGUUUCAGAACGGACGAAUAGUGCGCCAAAAAAAGGAUGGACUACUGGACAAAACAAAACAAAUCAACAAAAAGUCGAAGGCCCACCGAUUCUCUUUUACAUGAUCGUCGGCGGGUUCCUGUCUUUUUUAAUUGCCGCUUGGUAUUUCAAACUCGGUGCUUGAAUUAAUUACUCUUAUCACUUUUCCUUC